ACAACGCGCAAAAUAUCCCUUAAAUUAUUGUAUUUACCGAAGUCCAUCUGAUUAUCUACAUUUCCGCUGUUUUAGCAGUUCUAUCAUGUCAUAUCUGUGACCAUGGCAGUGCAGUUUGUUUAUGUCGCCAUUUCGAUCAUGGCCACCUCCGUAGUGUUCUCUGUCGUAGAAACAUUCAGUUACAUAUCUUGGUUUAUAUGUGUGAUUAUGUAGUAACGAAGAUUAUGUUUGUUUCCCAAAUACAGAUUUCUGUCUAAUUUUUAAACCUUCCAGGUGGCUAAAUUGGUCGCUAAGUACAACAAUGUAUAAUAGCAAGUUGCAUUUCACUAUAUAAAGUGUAACCUGGAUUCUGAUCGAAUUCCUCCUCUCUUUACUGUUGCAUUGUGCGAGUUUUGCGCUACACCGAUUGCCAACUUCCGGUGCAGAAACACUCUCACCUAAUGGCAAGUGCAAAAUGACCCCGGGAUUUAAGAACUGGCAACACUGACAGUUCUCAUCUACGCCUUGACGCACAUCCUUUAAGAAUCACUGUUUGGGUGGGUCCCCGGCUUGGCUCGCCAUUACUUGCUGUCAUGCAGUUGGAAGUGCAUCUUCGCUUGUGUCAACGCUGUCUCCUUUAUUGUGGACCACGCCUCUUCUCUCUCAGCACUUUAAAUGGAUCUGCUUUGAAUUACUACGGUCUUCUAGGAGUGAAACCAGAUGCUUCACUGGAGGAAAUUAAAAAUGCUUUUUUUAACAAGUGCAAAAAGUUACACCCAGAUAGCGACCCCAACGACCCGAGUUUACACAGUCAGUUUGUGGCCUUGAACGAGGCCUACAGAGUGCUCAGCCGUGAGGAGUCCAGGAGGGAGUACGAUCUACAAAUCCGAUACCGAUACUAUGGCGGGGAACCUUUCAGCCCAGCCUACGGCUACACCUCCAAGCCACCGUCGAGGAGUGCGGAGCAUGCAGAGCGGAUGCGCUAUUGGGAGCAGUUUCGCUACGCCCCACCGCAGGACUACACCGCAGAGCACCGGCAGCGACAGAAGAAGCAGAACAUGCGCCUCGUGGGUUAUUGCGUCCUUGGCAUGCUUGCCAGCGUUUGCAUCCACUACCUUGGCUUCAGGAAGCUAGAGGAGAUUCACAAUAACUUCAUGGACGAAAAGGACAGAGUGAUCACGCAGAUUUACAACGAGUCCAAAGAGAGAGCCCGGAUAAAUGGGUUCCAGAAGCAGACGGAGAUCCUGAGGCAGAAACAUGCUGAAUAUCUUGAAAAAUACAAGUGGCGCAGGGGUGGAGACAACAAAUAGAAUUGGGUUCUGGUGGAUGGGGGGG
Molecule: messenger RNA, 1314 nt
Organism: Brienomyrus brachyistius
Lineage: Eukaryota; Metazoa; Chordata; Actinopteri; Osteoglossiformes; Mormyridae
Gene: dnajc4
Product: DnaJ (Hsp40) homolog, subfamily C, member 4
Exons: 7
Coding region: 573-1289 (238 amino acids)
Source: RefSeq, a predicted model, not a curated record